Molecule: messenger RNA, 4597 nt
Organism: Osmia bicornis bicornis
Lineage: Eukaryota; Metazoa; Arthropoda; Insecta; Hymenoptera; Megachilidae
Product: probable serine/threonine-protein kinase kinX
Exons: 13
Coding region: 1467-3563 (698 amino acids)
Source: RefSeq, a predicted model, not a curated record
CCAGUCCAAAGUGUUGACAGGAAUUGGUCUUCUUGGCUGUUGAACAUCUCCUGACGAAAUUGGUGUCAUUCUUUUUAUUAAUCUUUCAUAUAGGAUGUUUCUUUCAACAACAAUUCUGCAAAACUCUGCAUAUCUUUUUACAUUUACGCUCACCUUGCGGUUGUGCGGUGAUAACAGUGGGAUUUGAGAAAAUAGGGGGCGAUGAAUUUGGUCCGUUCUGUUGCAUCUCCAUGCUUUCAAAAUUUCUAUGAUUUCUUUCUAAAUCCAUCGGGAAGAAAGAGUGGGGAUACCGGAAAUCGAUCGAUCAGCAUCAAAUUUCUUUACUCUUUCCUAAUGGCACAUUGUGUUAAUUUAUUAUUAUUUUUUUUGUUAGAGAUUAUCUGUUACAUAAAUUUUUAUAUCACUCAAACUAUUAACAGUACACUUUACUAACGGUUGUAGGUGUAAACAUCGUCACGAAGAGGAGGAUGGAUAAAUAGAAAGAAGAAAAAGAACAUCGUACACCUACCUGUACGAUGAUCAGCCGAUGUCGAAAAUGUGACACGAUUAAGAGAACUAACGUGCAUUUCUUUCUACUUCUUGACGAGUGAUCAUUAAUCCUUCAUCCUUCAUCCUUCACACGGUAACAUCGGAUUCUCUUACGAUCACGGAGCUAGUGGAGUGGGCUACUGACAAUGAGUUCUAUAUCAAGAAUGGAGUACCAAGAAUGUUUAAUAUCCGCAAGUCGAAGGAAGAAUUCUCAAAUAAAUUAUUAUCCUGUGACCCCAAAAUAACGGAAUUUAUCGAUCUAUUUUUCUCGUAAAAAGCUGACUCUUCCAAGUUCAAAGUCUCUUUGUUCAAUCUGUGCUUAUGACACUGUGAUUGAUAUUGUAGAAAAAAAAACUGUGAUUGCUCCUCUAAACGUAAAGAUUAUCUUUAAACAAACACCCUUCCAAAUUGGUAUCACUGGAUCAACAUAAAUCGUAGAAAAUAUUCAACGCUCUACUGUCCUACAUCCUGAAGAUCGAACGUUAUCCUCUCUUCAACGUGAACGGAAAAUGCUCAAACUGAUUAUCCGCAAUUUAAUCAGUGGUGGAUCGGUUGCUUUUCGGCUUUUCGGCUUUUCAUGUCCUAUGAAACGCGUGCGUCUAUUAUUUUUCUUCCAUCUUUAUGUAAGUAAAGUAAGUAGGUGGGUGUGAGGGUUGUCGCUGUCGGCCUGUAUUUUCUCAGGCAACACCCCACGCCUUUACUUGUUGCUGCCGCUUUUGCCAUUCUACAGCUAGAUCCAUGCGCGUUUCUAUCGAUCACUGGCCGCCCCUAUAUAAAAAGGCCUCGUCACCGGUAACCAUGGUACACACACAGUCCAACAAAAUUUCAUGAAGCUGCAAAGAACCAAGCAAACGACGGAGAAGCUGUGAUAAAAGCAACGCGUGAAAGAUACACCACCAAGAUUAGUGAUACUCGAAUGAAUCAUUAAAAGCAAAACAAUGCUACCACAAGAAUGGCUGUUAGCGUUUCUAAUUGCGGGGACAGCAACCGCGCUGGCUCCCACCUCUCAUCAGACGAUGGAGGAGUCGUUGAAGACCGCGCUGGAUGCUAUCACUAGAAAGCAAAGGUCUUUGGACAGCCAAGAAUAUUACAACGAUCUUCGAUCUUUCAAGUAUCACGAUGCUGAAGAUGAGAGAAAAUUCAACAGAGAACGUCCAGAGGAUAAUAACAGGGUGCUCGAGGAAGAGGAUGAAGAAAUCGAAUUCUUGCCCAGUGACGGUGGACAACUUGAAACGGUGGGAAAUGGCUUUCAAGAUUUAAACAAUAAGCUGUUGGAAAGAGCAUUGAUCGAUUAUCUUGAGAACAUCCCUCAACAAGAAGAACCAAUUACGUCUUCGUUUCGAGAACGCGAGCGAACCUCGAACCGCAAAAGAGGUUCCGACCGAUUAAACGUAGACAAUAAAGAGCUAAUGAAAUUAUUCCUAGAAGAGUUGCAAGAUGGUACAUCGUAUAAUCUCGACACAGGGGAUGAAGGAUACAUGGACGUUCAUCAAAUGCAGUACGAUAGAUACAGAGGCGAUCGCGAUCGCGGCAAUAAACUUUACGAAAACUCUGCUCCAAUGUCUUGGGGUGAACUGAUGAACAAAGAAUCUUUAUUCCGAGGACAAGAGAGAGAAACCGAUGAAAACGAGUUUGAUCGAGAUCCAAACUUGUUGUACUCCCCUUUAGCCGAACGUAGGAACGUGAAUGGCAGAUAUCCGAUAGGACGUGAUUUAGAAACGUAUCGAGGCAUGGCGAAACGUUAUCCUGUAACCAAAAGGAGUCCAAAACCCAUGCCAGUCAAGAAACAAGUUACAGAUCCUAAGGUGGCGCAGGAUUUGGGUGCACUGUUUGGUACUCAGUCUACUACAGACAAUCAAAAUCACACUCAGAAUUACGAUCACGAUCACGAUCACAAUCACGAUCACGAUCACGAUCACGAUCACGAUGAUCAGCACAAACACGAGAGUUCCUCAGAGUCUCCAAAAGUCACUCCACCGCCGAAAGGUCAAAAAGAGAACGUCACGAAACCUAACAAAUCUAAAUCGAUCGAAGUAAGAAAAAAGAGCGUCGAUUGGUCUCAAUAUUUUGGCAUCGAUCGAAGAAGAAAGAAGGCGAACUUCAUGGGUGGUCCAGAAACGCAGAAUCAAGAUGACGAAUGGAUGUUACAGCGCUAUUACGAGAAUAUGGUUGAGAAUCUGAAAGCGAACGAUCACCGGGAUUAUCAGAAAGAAACUAACGACAGAAAAGAUAAACUAGAACAAAUGAACUCUAAGCAGCAGCAGCAGCAGCAGCAGCAGCAGCAGCAGCAGCAGCAACAGCAGCAGCAGAACAUCAAGGACUUGAUUGUCGAGGAUGCUUUAAGAUAUGCAGACUCGGAAGAUGCCACAAACUUACAGAAGGUGAAAGACAAGGUAAUGGCUCGUAUAGCUGCUGCCUACUCUCUAGAGAAGGUGAGAAAAGCUCUGAACGAACUGAGGAACAACGUGGCUGUUCGAAUAGAAGCGCAAAAGAUUGCUCGUUCCCAGAACAAUCAAACGUCUAGUUUUCGGGAGAAUAAUAAUGCUGGCAAGGCUAGUGAAAAACGUACAAGCAACAAUAUAGCCGAGAACGAUGAAGCUUUUGAGGAGAAUAGAGUCUGCCCAGCGUUGGAAAUAAUUGAAAAACGAUGUAGAACCGCGGAUAGUUUGGCCGGAGAUGAGGCACAGAUGCUUUAUCUGCCCUGUGUGAUGUUGCAAAUCUGCAAGGCCUGUGUUCAAGAUGAUCUAGAAGAAGAAUGUUUAAGCUACUACGAUAUGGAGACGGUAAGGAUCUGUAAUGCUCAGGAAGCGCAAGAAGGACAAAAGGGAAUAGUAGCUUGUGUAAGGAGAGCUUUAAUAUUGUCACGAUUGCAACCACCGCCAGCAGUCUCUAUACACUGUCGCAUAAACGGCAACGAGUCCUGUUUACGACGUUAUCAUUAUCGUUACUUGCAUCGUUAUCUUCGCUAUCCUUACGGUGGUCAACGACCAAACAAUGGCUACGAAACAAUCGGCUCUCAGCAAAUGGAUCGAUAAGAAAGGAGGAAGGAAUAUCGGUACACCGAUAUCGGUGAGACGACGUCCACGUCACGUUGAGAAAACACGUGCGGCUCUCCACCAAAUACAUAUAUGUCACCUCGAAUCGAGCUUUAUUUUCCAUAACUUUUAGUAUUCUCCUUCAUAACGAUACAAUAUGUAUAGUUUGUGUGCAAUCAAACCAACAGUUUACAUACAUACAUUUAGAUCGGUCUAAAUGCUUUCGGCUUUUCAAUUAAAUUAACUUGACCUUCAUUUUCUUUAAGAUAGAAAAAUUAUAGAAUGUCAGAAGAGAUUGAAUAAACAUUGAAGUCGAUUCGAGAGAAAUAUCGAGAAAACUAGUUGGAAUUCAAAUUUUCUCCGUGUAAUUCUCCGUGUAGAGAUAUACAGUAUAAUAGAAUUUUAAGAAAAAUACCGAAUGGAUUCUUCUAUUUGCGAGGUGUUUUCUUUUUCUUCUUUAUUUUCUUUAGUCGAAAUAAAUACGACAAUGAAAGAUGAAAGACAAUAAUUACUGACUAAACUUUUGUUAAUCAAAUUUUAAGAAGGAACGAGUAUUGAAUUUCUUUUCUUAAAGAAUAUAUGUACAAUCGAAUAAAGAUCAUUGUCGAUAAAACAAAUCAUUUAUGAAACUCGGGUAGAUACCUCGCAAACAAAAUCAAUUGUAUAAUAAAAUACAUUAUAAAAAGAGAUGUUAAACACCGAAUUGAGAAAGAUAUAAAUUUUCGUCAUACCUCCGUUUAGAUCUAUUCGACAGCUUCCAUUACUUUCUGGUGCUACUAUUUAUGUAAUGAUAAAUUAAGAAUUUACUUAUUUCUUCCAUCUUGUCCAAGUUUGUCAGCAUCGAAGGAUAUUUCAUGAAAUUUAUAAAAGGGACAAUUUAUUCUAUUACAAUAUAAAUUUCUAUGCGAUUGGAUAAUAGAAAAAUCUACCUAUCGUCUAUAUCCUUUUAUGUUAUCGAAACACUCGCUACAUUCUAUGUGUCAGUCCUAUAUUCAAAUAUAAUAAAUAUAUUUCAACAUAUAAUUACAUUUUAA